This is a messenger RNA of Actinia tenebrosa (Australian red waratah sea anemone), 933 nucleotides long. RefSeq names its product QRFP-like peptide receptor. The record is from RefSeq and is a predicted model, not a curated record. Gene Ontology annotation, molecular function: G protein-coupled receptor activity. Gene Ontology annotation, biological process: G protein-coupled receptor signaling pathway. NCBI's taxonomy places the organism in Eukaryota, Metazoa, Cnidaria, Anthozoa, Actiniaria, Actiniidae. Gene Ontology annotation, cellular component: plasma membrane.
AUGAGAGAAAACAUAGUGGAUCCCAAAAACUCAAGGGAUUUGAUGAUAGCAACCGUAGGAUCCUUUGUAUUUUUUAUUGGUAUUGCUGGUAACAUUCUAGUGGUAGUGGCCGUUUGGCGAAAGAAAUCUCUGCACUCGACAACAAACUUUCUUUUGGUUAACUUAGCGACUUCGGACAUAACAAGCUUGGUGUUUUCUCCCUUGUUAAUGAUCCCAAAAUAUGUAUCUUUCACAAACCAAGGUUCGCUGGCAGACUUUCUCUGUAUGUUCGUUUUCUCUUACCAUGUCAUACUCACGGCAAGCAUCGUAUCCAUACUAACACUGACUGUACUCUCUGUUGAGAGAUACCACGCUGUUGUCAAGCCGAUGAACAUUGGGAUGAGGCUACGAGAGGGGACCGUUAAAUAUGCUAUAGUUUCCGUUUGGGUGGUGGGAAUUCUACUUACUCUACCGAUGUAUAUUAAUUCUUAUUAUAAAGAAUCUUCAGAAGACUGUCGUCAUACCUCAUAUUGGACGCGAGCAGUUUCCAGGACGUACCAAGUCUUUUUGAUUUUAUUCGUUGUCGUUAUAGCUUUUGCUAUCACUGGUUUCUCGUAUUUUCACAUCGUCCGAGAAAUGUACUUCAAGAAAAAUCAACAGAACCUCGCAAGCAAUUCGGCGGCAGAAAGACUUCGUAAUCAGCGCAAACGUCGCGUUGUAAAACUUUCUCUAACAGUAACCUUAGUAUUCGCUGUGUUUCUUCUGCCGUUUGCAGUUUUAAUAACCAUGAAAUACUUCAAUGAAAGAGCUUACCGAAGCUACUACAAAAUAGCCGCCAUUUUGUUUUUCUCAGAAGCUGGUAUCAACCCUUUUUUGUAUGCUUUUCAAAGCGCAAUCUUUCGACAUGCGUUCAAACAUAUAUUGAAAUGUUCUUGUAGAGCUUCUAAUAUGUGA